GACGGGGGUCCGCAGUAGCCAAUUGUAAGAUGAAGUCAUUUCUCAUUCCCCUCGUGAUUUUCUUUGCGGGUCAUUAUGUGGCUGAAGUGUCAAUGCAAAUUAUUCUCGAAGUUCCAGGUUAUGGCGUUCUGAACGGGACCAACGAAACAUCAUCUUUCACCGAGCGCACAUUUUACGCAUUCCGUAGCGUCUACUAUGCAGAAAAGCCAACCCCUGAGACACGAUUUUUGCCACCAAUCCCGAAAGCUCCUUAUCCAAUGGAUGAGAUCCAGCAAACGAUAAACAAUAACGCGGGAUGCACUCAACCCGGUGUUGACAACGAAGAUUGCCUCACUCUGAAUGUUUUUACACCACAAUUGCCAUCUGAAUCCAACACGCUACUCCCUGUCAUGUUCUGGAUCCAUGGAGGAGCCUUUUCUCUCGGACAAGCUCUCGAAUACGUACCUAGCAGGUACAUGGAACACGACAUCGUUCUAGUUGCAAUUCAGUACCGUCUUGGCCCUCUUGGAUUCCUAUCCUUCGACACUGAUGAGGUCCCUGGCAACGCCGCUAUUUUCGACCAAAUCGAAGCUCUUCGUUGGGUCCAGAAACACAUCAAGUACUUUGGCGGAGAUCCUAGUCAAAUAACUAUCGCUGGAGAAAGUGCUGGAAGCGCUAGCGUUACGCUUCUUCUUUUGGCACCACAGACAAGAGGCUUGUUCCAACGUGCUAUCGGUGAGAGUGGAUCAGUCCUUGCUGAAUGGGCUCUCGAUCGAGACGGAAGAGGCAAAGUCGCUUCCGUGACGAUCGCCGAAAUGGCUGGCUGCCCAGUCGAGCCUUACGCAGAAUUACUGUCUUGCGUACAAACUGUUGACGCUGCAUUACUGUCACAAGCCUACCAAAACUACUCCAGACAAGACAUGCUUAACGGUAAUCUUGGCUUCAGCGGUUCAAAUCCAGUCAUUCAGGUUGCUGGAGCUCAACGGAUUAUCGAGUCUGAUCCUCGUGAGCUCUUUAGCUCCGGGAACUUUGCAACCGUCCCAACUAUGUUCGGGGCGAAUAAGCAGGAAGGCACCCUUGUGGCAGGAGUUAUGUACAACAGGUAUCUAGUCCCAAAGAAUUUGACUGAGGACGAAGAAUUUUUGGCCAAUGAUUUGGUUCCUACGUUGUUGAAUGCAUUGCAUAUCGACGAUCCUACUGGAGAACUGGCUGCUCAGCUGACGGAAAAAUACCUUGGAACUGCCGAGAUGGGCAAUCUCACGUCAAUGACGCCUGGAUUAGUUGAUAUGCUCAGUGUAUUGUUCCUGAAAGCACCAACAUACGAGACGACCCAACUUGUUUCUCAACAUAAUCCAGAUGCGUUUUUCUAUUCCUUCGAAUACGAAGGAAGAAAUUCAAUUUUCGAAUACGCAUUUGCCGCAAAUCCGGUGCCAAUUCCUCACGGAGUGAGCCACGCUGAUGAAAUGAUCUAUUUGUUUGUCUUCCCGUUCCCGUCCAUUCCACCUGGUCUGAACGCCAGUGAAACUGAACUAUCCAAGAAAAUGCUUCAAGUUUGGACCAACUUUGUCACAUACAGCGAUCCAACUCCUGACGGUGUAGCUCUUCUCGACGGUAUACCCAAAUUUUUGCCCUACAACCCUGUCGAUGAAUCUUACACAGCUAUCGAUGAUUUUUGGAGAACGGAGGCGGAUUACACGUUGACGUACACGGUGACAGUGGAUGAGCUCAACCCUCCCGUUCAAAAACGGAAGUCUUACAAAGGACAAUACGGUCCUGUCUUGCCCACCAAGAAUAAUUACCUUGGGUAUUGAUUAACAAGUCCAGACCUGUCACUGUUCAAUUUAACGGACAUGUGCAUGCCCCGCGCACUGAAUUUGUUUUGUAACUUUUCAUAACACCUGGAUAUAAUGUAUAUUUUAAUCGAGUAACUUGUGUUGUAGAAUGUAUUUCCUGAUCAACAUUGA
This is a messenger RNA of Daphnia carinata, 1943 nucleotides long. Its product is annotated as cholinesterase 1-like. The coding region runs from base 30 to 1790 and encodes 586 amino acids. The record is from RefSeq and is a predicted model, not a curated record. The transcript is spliced from 12 exons. NCBI's taxonomy places the organism in Eukaryota, Metazoa, Arthropoda, Branchiopoda, Diplostraca, Daphniidae.